Messenger RNA from Symbiodinium necroappetens, 561 nucleotides. The record is from the annotation of a GenBank genome assembly. NCBI's taxonomy places the organism in Eukaryota, Dinophyceae, Suessiales, Symbiodiniaceae.
AUGCAGGCCCCAGACAAAGCCCCGAAGACCCCGAAGAAACGCUCUUUGCCCUUGCAGGUCCAGGAUGCCUCGGUCUUCUGCAUACAGGAGAUGAUUCUUCACCAUCCGGCUUGCGUGGCAGACUAUGCGGAGGUCGUGGCCUCCAAGUUCUUUGAGGUCUCCGGGCGCGCCGGCCCGGAUCGCAGGCUGACCGUGGGCCUGGCGCGAGCUCUAGACCAUCUCUUGGCCUCCAUCGAGCCGCUGAGAGCUUUGGAGAUCCUGCUACCGCAGGUCUCGCAGAACUUCGAUCUGCUUUGUGCGGCGCUGCGAAGGCUCCGACCGGAGCAGAUUCUCGAGCACCUGAACGUCAUCGUCGCGCCCAUCGUGGCUGCGGCGGAGACCGACUCCGCGGAGACGCGUAAGGCGGCCAUCUUCAGCCUGGUGGACCUAUAUUUGAUCGUGGGAGAGGAUGUUAUGAGCUACUUCCGCCAGGAGCUUUCUCCUAGCCAGCUCAAGUUAGUGACACUGUAUGCCGAGCGGCAGCAGUGCGACAGCAAAGGGGCUACAGUCGAAGCAGACUGA